AUGGCAGGCAAAAGCAAUGUGUGCAUUGUAUAUUUUUGUAUUGUGUGCUGUUGCUGUAGCUGUAGCGGCUGUAGCGACUGUAGUAGACACAGCGACAGCGUGCUUUGUGACUGGCAUCAAUGAAUUGAAUUAUUAAAUAAAUGAAUGUGCGAUGUGUAGACGCUUUUGGUGUAUUUCUUGAAUUGUUGUCUCUUUAUGAUAUUUGAUAUUGAAAAAAUACUCGAAUUGCAAAAAUUAAUUAAAGCUCGUCCUGAGUUGUAUAAUCACAAAUCAUCCAAAACUAAAACUGAAUGCGCUAUUAUAUGGAAUGAAAUAGCUGGAAAAGUGGGUAAAAAAGUUUCAGAAUGUAGAACAGUAUGGACAGGUUUACGUUCCUCAUAUGCUAGACACCUGCAAAACAUGGAAAACAAUGAAAAUGGAGUUAAUCGAAGAAAGAAAGCCGAAUGGUAUCUAGCGAGUAAAAUGUCAUUUCUCAAUGAAUUUAUGCAACGACCACCAAAGGAACGUAAUAUCACCAUUUCUACAAACAAUGAAGACCUUAACAGUUCAACAAACAGUGUCGAAGUCGAUGAUAGUUCAACAAUAAAUUUAAAAUUCAAUAAUCAAAGAACCGAAUCAACUGACGAUGAUAUACAUAGUAUUGUAACAAUUAAAUCUGAAGAAGAAGAAUCAUUAUCUGAAGAAAUAAUGCAGAAUGCUUUUGAAGAUAAUCCUAUAAUAGAAGAAGAAAAAACUGUGAAUGCUAUUGAAUCUAAUAAUUAUACACUGAAAAAGUGUCGAGUAGAACUCAGUACAAAUGAUCAAAAUAUUCUUAUACCGAAACGAAAUGAACAUCAACUUGAAGAUCCGUCUGCUAGUUUUUCUAAGCGACUGAAAAUGUCUCCAAAUGGAACGAAUUUAACAAUUGAAGAAAUUAAUAUUCCUGAGAAAAAUACUGUAACUUUGAAAACAAAUGAAAACAAAAAUGAAAUUUCUAAGGUUAUUGUUUCAAAAACACCUAAAACGCCUCAAGCUAAAAACAGUUUCACAGCUAAAGAGGAAAUCGUUGAUGAAAAAGCACGAGAAGAGUCGACGAUGAUGUUCUUUCAAAGUAUUCUUUUUGAACUCAGGGAAUUGACUGAUAGAAAUUUACGUUUAUUUAAACAAGAUAUUUUACAGGACUUGAAUAAAUAUCUUGAUGAAGAUGAAAACGAAGAUUAA
Messenger RNA from Episyrphus balteatus (marmalade hoverfly), 1200 nucleotides. RefSeq lists its product as uncharacterized. The transcript is spliced from 3 exons. Lineage: Eukaryota; Metazoa; Arthropoda; Insecta; Diptera; Syrphidae. The coding region runs from base 196 to 1200 and encodes 334 amino acids. Gene Ontology annotation, cellular component: nucleus; transcription regulator complex. Gene Ontology annotation, biological process: regulation of transcription by RNA polymerase II. The record is from RefSeq and is a predicted model, not a curated record.